AAAUCACUGAUAAAAUUCAAAUAAAUUUGAUAUAUAUUUUUUUUUUUAAAAAAUAUCAAAUUGUCGGAAAAAAAAAUUAUGUACAAUAAGAAAAUACCAAAAAGUUAUAUUUAUUCUCCUUCGGAAGAACCAAUGAGACCAAUGAGACCACCUGUUAGACCUAUUAAUGGUUAUGAUAGAUAUGAAAGAGAAAGAAUACUUAGACCUCGAAGAUAUGCAGGACCACCUGAAAGAGUAGUUAGAGGUGGUAUGAGAGGUGCGUCAAGAAUUACACGGAGUUCAAGGGAUAGUUGGAGAGAAUAUAGUAUGAGAGGUAGGAGUUUAAGAGAGGAAGUUGGUCUAAGAGGAGGAAGAGGUGGUAGAAGUGAAUAUUGGGGAAUUAGAGGGAGAGAUGUUAGAGAAUGGAGAAGUGUUCCAUAUGGUGAAUUAGGUCGAAGAGAAAGAAAUUUAAGAGCUGAUGUAGGUUAUAGAGGAAGAGGUUUUUCUAUGAGAGGUAUGAGAGGUGGUAGAGGCAUACGUUCAAGAGGUAUCCCAAGAGGUCCAAGAGGAUAUAGUCCAAGAAUUAGGAGAGACGAAAGUUAGGUCAAAAUUCAUUAUCGGGUUUAAAAUCAUUAUAGAAAAUAUGAGAGAGAAAUUGUAUUUAUUUUAUUUAAGUAUAUCAUAUCAAAUGGAAGAAUUUUUUUUAUAUGAAAUAUAUAUGAUGGUGUAUAUGAACCACAUGAAAAAAAAAAAAAAGAACCGGAUCAAAAUGGAAAAAAAAGUAUUGAAAUUUAAAAAAAUAAUAUUGUUCAUAAAGCGAAAAAAAAUAAUAAUGAAACGUAAUUCAUUCAUAUAGAUCGGUACAACAUUUAUUAUGAUUUUUUACGUAAUAUAAAACAAAGAAAGGAAAAAAAAGAAUGAUGGAAGAUAAGAAAAUAUUUGAAAGAAUAUAUAAAAGGAAUCUUAAUAAUUCAUUUUUUAAAAGUGUAACUAAAAAUACAUAUAUAUAUAUAUUGUAUAUACAUUUUA
This is a messenger RNA of Rhizophagus irregularis DAOM 181602=DAOM 197198, 1008 nucleotides long. RefSeq lists its product as uncharacterized. The record is from RefSeq and is a predicted model, not a curated record. Lineage: Eukaryota; Fungi; Glomeromycota; Glomeromycetes; Glomerales; Glomeraceae.